AUGGACGGAAGGGUGUUUCCAGAGGAAAAGUGGCAAGAGAUUCUCGGUACCCCGGCAACGGCGUCAGAGAAGAUGCGGGAGUUUAUCCUGUACUUCGUCAAGAAGGACAAGACGAAGAAGAGAUCGACCAAAAAUAAGAUCUUCUCCAUCCCGGCUGUAAACACAGAGAACAAGUCGACGAGGAGCAAGGGGAGGUCGUCAAAGCUGAAGGAUACAGUUGGCAACGCCUACGCGGGGGGGCAAGAGAUGAAGUCGGUGAGGGAAUGGAGGACUCCAGAAUAUCUGUAG
This is a messenger RNA of Ectocarpus sp. CCAP 1310/34, 288 nucleotides long. The record is from the annotation of a GenBank genome assembly. NCBI's taxonomy places the organism in Eukaryota, Phaeophyceae, Ectocarpales, Ectocarpaceae.